This is a messenger RNA of Sphaerodactylus townsendi, 4714 nucleotides long. Its product is annotated as up-regulator of cell proliferation-like. Bases 44 to 4714 code for a protein of 1556 amino acids. NCBI's taxonomy places the organism in Eukaryota, Metazoa, Chordata, Lepidosauria, Squamata, Sphaerodactylidae. The transcript is spliced from 3 exons. The record is from RefSeq and is a predicted model, not a curated record. Gene Ontology annotation, molecular function: GTP binding.
ACAACUCCCCUUCUUUUUCACGAUAGGAGUUGAGAGCUUCCUGAUGAAGUUGGGUCUCCACAAGAGAAGCAAUAAGAAACUCACCAUGGGAGAAGUCUUGGAAAUCAACCCAGACAGCCUCACAACUGUACCUCCUCAGACACUGGAAGAUUUACCUUGGCACUUCUUGAGAAAACUGAUGGCCCUCAGUGGAACAGCCAGAAAUACAGAUCUUGUACCAAAGGAUAAGGAAGAUGAAGAUGAAGAGGUUGAUAUCAAUGAUGAGGGUUUUUUCCUGAGGGGGAUGGACUAUGGAGGUUCUGUAAACCCCCUUGAUGUCCUUUGUGCUGUCCUGUUUUGCUCUGAUAGCUUCCUUCAUCAGGAGAUCUUUCUCAAAAUGUCCAUGUGUCAGUUUGCCCUCCCUUUGAUUUUGCCGCCUCCCAAGCGCAUCUUUAUGCUGUGGGCCCUACGGGACAUUGUGAGAAAAUGGAGGCCUCACUGCCUGGUAGAGAAGAGAGGCUUCAGAGAGGAGAGCCUGGUACGAACAUCCAUGGCAACCAUUUCCGUUGUGCGGAUGGGCAGAUCCAGCUUCUCCAAAUCCAAGCUUCUCAAUGAGGUCCUCAGCUCCCCUCAGCAACACCAUGACUUCUUUGUUCACAGGGAUAUGGAGUGUGGGAGUGCGCCACGAGAGAUCAGUGAUGGGCUGGUAGAAAUCUCCUGGUAUUUUCGAGUUGAGAGCUUCCUGAUGAAGCUGGGUCUCCACGAUCGAAGCAGUAAGAAACUCACCAUGGGAGAAGUCUUGGAAAUCAACCCAGACAUCCUCACAACUGUACCUCCUCAGACGCUGGAAGAUUUACCUUGGCACUUCUUGAGAAAACUGAUGGCCCUCAGUGGAACAGCCAGAAAUACAGACCUUGUACCAAAGGAUAAUGAAGAUGAAGAGGUUGAUAUCAAUGAUGAGGAUUUUUUCUUGAGGGGGAUGGACUAUGGAGGUUCUGUAAACCCCCUUGAUGUCCUUUGUGCUGUCCUGUUUUGCUCCGAUAGCUUCCUUCAUCAGGAGAUCUUUCUCAAAAUGUCCAUGUGUCAGUUUGCCCUCCCUUUGAUUUUGCCGCCUCCCAAGCGCAUCUUUAUGCUGUGGGCCCUUCGGGACAUUGUGAGAAAAUGGAGGCCUCACUGCCUGGUAGAGAAGAGAGGCUUUAGAGAGGAGAGCCUGGUACGAACAUCCAUGCCUACCAUUUCCGUUGUACGGAUGGGCAGAUCCAGCUUCUCCAAAUCCAAGCUUCUCAAUGAGGUCCUCAGCUCCACUCAGCAACACCAUGACUUCUUUGUUCACAGGGAUAUGGAGUGUGGGAGUGCGCCACGAGAGAUCAGUGAUGGGCUGGUAGAAAUCUCCUGGUAUUUUCCUGGAGGGAGGGAAAAAUCAGAUCUUUUCCCUGAGCCUGUGGCCUUUACGAAUCUCCGGGGGGACAUUGAGUCAUACUGGCCACAGUUCAGAUUUUUAACAGUGGUCUCAUCAGCUGUGUUCAUCAUUGCAGAGAACAUGUCUGACAAACAGUGUGACAUGCUGGCAACUCUCCAGGGCUCGGCUUCUAAAUAUUAUUUAAUCUUGAAUGUUGAUGGUGAGAAAUCAAAGGAAACCCUGAGGUUCCUGAACAAACUUGCACCAUUGCUGAGCCUGACCAAAUCACAAAUACUGGUGAAAGAGAAGAACAAAAAUACCGCAGAAUUUGUGAAAAAGUUCCGGUCAACCAUAAGGAACAUUGUUAACUCUCCACAAAAGGUGGUCAGUAUAGAAGUUAUGGCAAAGGUCAGCCAAGAACUGGGAAUCCCGACUGAUGAAGAAAGACAGACCUGUCAAAUUGGAAUUUUACACGCCAAUGAAAUUACUGAAGAAAUAAAAGAUGUUGUGGUCUACAAGAAGAAAAUGCUGAAACUUCAGGGGGACUUGUGGAAAAACCUGACCAAAGUGGAGAAAGAAUGGUGCAGGAUGAAAUGGCAAGAUGAUACAUCCGCUGAAGAUUACAAGUCUCAGCUCAGACAGAAACUGAUAGACUUACGUUACCAGCAGAAUCAAUGCGACCUCACUAAUGGAAUAACAACAUUUAUUAAUGGAAUGCAACACCUUCACUCAAAGGAGAAACAUUAUUUUCUGAAACGGCUGAAGUUCAACCUGGAUUCCGUUGCUAGGGCAAACUUGUCAAAAUUAAGAGAGGAGUAUAAAGAACUUUAUCAGAAUUCUGGAAAUGAUCCGGGACAGCUGGUACAGCUGGAUGAAUUAAUUUCCGCCAGUUCCUUAGGCAUAGAACAUUUCAUGCGUGAGCUGGGGCAGUUUUAUGAAGCAGAGUACAUGAUGGCAAAGGAAGACAAGACAAUUGAAAGACACAGACAGUUUGUGCACUUACCAGGAAUCGCUGCUGACCUGAUGCUAGAAGGAUUUCCAAUGGAGCUGAUUGAUGGAGAUGCAUCGAACAUCCCCCUGCAAUGGAUAACGGAUGUUUUGACUGCCCUUCAUUCCAAAGUAGGGGGCAAAUCCAGGAUGAAGGUUCUAACAGUAUUGGGUGUCCAGAGUACUGGCAAAUCCACCCUUCUUAAUACUAUGUUUGGGCUGCAGUUUGCAGUCAGCAGUGGCCGAUGUACCCGAGGGGCCUUCAUGAGCCUCCUAAGAGUGUCAGAGAACUUCCAGCAAGAGCUCAGUUGUGAUUUCAUCUUGGUGAUUGACACAGAAGGCUUGAAAGCCCCCAAGCUAGCCACAUUGGAGGACAGCUAUGAACAUGACAAUGAGUUGGCCACCCUAGUGAUCGGACUGAGUGACAUAACCCUUGUGAACCUGGCCAUGGAGAAUACCACGGAGAUGAAGGACAUCCUGCAAAUUGUAGUCCACGCUUUUCUGAGGAUGGAGGAAACUGGGCACAAACCCAAUUGCCAAUUCGUCCACCAGAACGUCAGUGAUGUUUUGGCCCAUGAUCAAAACAUGAGGGACAGGAAACUUCUCCUAGAACAGCUCAACGAAAUGACCAGAGCUGCAGCGAAAAUGGAGAAACAAUGCAGGGAAGUUUCCUUUUCAGAUGUUAUGGAAUACAAUCUGGAAAAACACACCUGGUAUAUCCCUGGUUUGUGGCACGGAGUCCCACCCAUGGCUCUAGUAAACAUGGGAUACAGCGAGAGUGUGUCAGAUUUGAAAAGAUCUCUGUUUGAAUUUAUGAAGACCAGCUCCCAAAACAGACAUUCCAAAGACAUCCUCCAGUUUCUUGAACGGGUGAGAAGCUUGUGGAAUGCUGUAAAACAUGAAAAUUUUAUCUUUAGCUUCCGUAACAGCCUCAAAGCUAAUGCUUACAGCCAGCUCUCUGUGAAGAAUUCAGAAUGGAAAUGGAAUUUCCAGAAGGAGAUGCAUCUGUAUGUAGUCAAAGCUGAAACCACAAUUCAGAAUCAGUCUCUAGGAGAUAUUGACUCUGAUGCAUUGGAUAAGUUGAGGCUUGAGACUGAUCAGAAAUUGUUCAAUGGCCAGCAAAAGAUAUUACAGUGCAUACAAAGCUAUUUUGAAAGUGACCGACAGUACCUGCAUCUCAUAGAGAAGUAUAGAGAAAAUUUAAUCAGAAAUGCUGAGGGUCUCCGGAAACAGUUGGAAAACAAUUUCAACAACAAGUAUCAGCAGGCCGUUCUCAUACGCAAGGGACAGCAUAAAAUAGACAGUCUUCAGGCUACGUAUGCGAAAACCAUGCAAGGGAAAGUAAACAAGCUCCUAGAAGAGUGUAAAAGGGAGAAAUGCCAGCUGACUUCUUUGAAUCUGGAAGAGGAAUUUGAGAAAAUGUGGAAGGAGAGCUUACUGGAAUUGCCACCUAGUAACUUCAGACAUCGUGACGUUUACACAGAUGUUCAGCUUCAGCUCAGAAAAGACCUUCAAGUACACGGCAGCUUGGCCAACCAGCUCUUGCAGAAGUUACCCGGCUUUGCAGCCCGUUCCAAAAAUCCUUUCGUUGUGAAAGAGUCAUAUCUAGAAAAAUCAUUCAUAAGAACAGCAAAAGAUCUAUUAUUUAUUAAUUAUAAACAACCAAUAGAGGAGAAGGUCAAAUCCCUGAUUCGCACCUGUGAGGAGCUUAAGUGUCAUGGAGAAAGUCAACACAAGAGGAGACUAAGUGAUGAAAACGUAUUGCAGUGGAGACUUGGGAUUGAGAUAGUAGAUGAUCUCCUCAGCAGCCAGCAAUCCCUCCAGUAUGGAAGCAGGAGCUUCUUUCAGUUCACAGUUCAGAGGACACUGCUAGAAGAGGAGAAAUUCGAUGACUAUGUCAACUAUAUAAACACAUAUGAGACGUUUGUGAAAUCUUGGAUACAGACACGCCUCUUAGACCAUUACAGACAGAGGGAAGGACUAGCCAUCUUGGAGCGUCGAAUCCUGUCUACUGCAAUGAAGAAAGCUAUAGAAGUUCUGGAGAGAUGUGAGAACCAACCUCAGACUUUGGCUGAAUUCUUGGAGCAUUUUUGCCAGGAGAUGGGUAAAGAGCUCGUCAUUUCCAAGGAUCGCCUGGUACUCAUCCUAUUCAACAAUACUGCCAAUGCUGCAUCCUUCUCAGCCGAGAUACAGGCCUGUAUCCCCACAGUGGUAGAAGACAUUCUUUUAGAACGCUCUAAGAUGAGCACUAAUAAAAUACUUGCAGACAUUCCAUUCAAGCCCCGGGACGAAAUCUUCAAGCAUGUGUUUGGCUGUGGGAAGCAGUGUCCUUUCUGUAAGGUCCCCUGA